Messenger RNA from Lathyrus oleraceus (garden pea), 1737 nucleotides. RefSeq lists its product as uncharacterized. The record is from RefSeq and is a predicted model, not a curated record. Bases 1 to 1737 code for a protein of 578 amino acids. NCBI's taxonomy places the organism in Eukaryota, Viridiplantae, Streptophyta, Magnoliopsida, Fabales, Fabaceae. The transcript is spliced from 7 exons.
AUGACUAAAAGAGGUGGAAAAGCUAAGGUAUUAGCACCAGGAAAACUUCAAGAAGAACGAAAUCGCAUAAUUAACAAGAAGCAUAUCGUUAGGAAACCUGCUCAAACAACAUUGUCUAUGCAGGAUGCAUCAUCGGCACCAACACCAGCUCAGGCAGCACCGUCCGUGCAGGUUGCAUCGUCGAUGCCGACAUCAGCUUCGAAAAAAUCAUCUGUGCAGGCUGCAUCGUCGAUGCCAACACCAGCUCAGGAAGCAUCGUCCGUGCAGGUUGCAUCAUCAAUGCCAACAUCAGCUUCUAAAAAAUCGUGUGUGCAGGCUGCAUCGUUGAUGCCAACACCAGCUCAGGCAGCAUCGUCCGUGCAGGCUGCAUCGUCGAUGCCAACACCAGCUCAGGCAGCAUCGUCUGUGCAGGCUGCAUCGUCGAUGCCAACACCAGCUCCAACUGUAGUACCUGUUCAUGCCACUACCUCUGAGAAAUUCAGUUUUAUGCCUACUCCAACUUUAAGCCAUCAAACAAUGGCUGGCCCUCAAAGUAUAAACCUUCAAACAAUGGCUAGCCCUUCAAAUUUGGCAGAGGAGGAAGAUGUGGAUGCUGAUGAGGAUGAGGCGGUGGGUCAAGAAACUAUUACCCCUCUUGUGCCAACAAUAGAUGAGAAUGGGAAAGUUAUUAUAAAACCAUCUGGUACUGGGCUAGUUCCUGCCAAAGAAGUUGCUGGUGCCAUUAAUUAUGCGAUACGCAAACAAUUUUAUAAACCUAUACAUCAUUGGUCUGCACUCGAUCCUGAUACGAAAGCUGAUUGGUUUAAGUUGUUUGGAGAGAAGGUUUCGUGGGAUCCUUUCGAUCAUGCAUUUGUCUAUAGUGCAUUUGAAAAAAAAGGAAGAAAACGAUUAAACGACAUGUUGGGGAAGGCGAGGAGAAAAGGGACUCGACCUUCAUGGAUUGGUGAUGAUGCUUGGGUUGAACUUCAAACUUAUUGGAAAAAGACCGAGUUUUUGGCAGUGUCUUCUCAAAACAAGACCAAUCGAGCUUCCGCAAGAGGCGGAGCAGUCCACACCACAGGCCGUAAGGCUCAUAUUGAUGUUGCACUUCAACUUUCACGUGAACUUCAAAGGGAUCUGCGUCCCGAUGAAAGCAGACUUAUUCAAAUUAAACUCUCCAAAAAGGAUCUAGUUAUCCAUUUUUAUAGUCUAAUUUGCAGUCCUAACACUAACAGUCCUAACACUAACAAAUAUUUGCUGCAACAAAAGACUUUUAAAGAGAAGUUUGAUGCAGAACUUCAGCCAACUGAAGAAGGGAAUGGAGAGGUUGUUCAGGUGUUAGAUGGAGAGCGUGUAAAUCAGCUAUGGACAGAGGAUGCUGGGGGCCGUAACCGUGGUCGGGUUUAUGGCGCUGCAGAUUUAGCUAUUAAUCUAAAACGUGGAUCAAAAAGUUUUACCCAACAAUCUCAAACUCCUCAACACUCUAUGUUUGGGAUGUCAUUAGAAGCUGAAAGAGCAGCUAGAAUUAGAGCUGAACAAAUUGCCGAGGCUGCAACGACCCAAUUACAAGAGGCUAACGAAGCAAUGCGAGCUGCUACCGAGGCUGCAAAAGCUGCUACCGAGACUGCACAAAGGAUGGAGAGGGAGAUGAAUGCUUGGAAGGAAUUUAUGAUGAAGAAAUUUGACACUUCAACUUUUGUAUCACAUUCUCAUCAUUAUGAUGACGAUUUGGAUGAUCAAUCAUUAGAUGAAGAUUGA